GUGAAGCCUGGUCAGUUGGUCCUAGGCUUCUGAGGGGGAAGGUUGUGUGUGUGUCUCGUGUCUGGUGACGCUGUGGGUGUUUUGAAGGGAAGCCAUGGCAAUGAGUAAAGCCCUCCUCUCCCUCUCCGUGGUGGGGGAUAGCACACCGGAAGCUGGAGGAGGGGGAGGUGGAGGCAUCGACGGCCCUGGAGGAGGAGGCGGAGGAAGCACAGGAGGAGGAGGAACUGGAGGAAACGGCACUGGAGACGGCGGCGGCGGCGGAGGCGGAGGAGGAGGAGGGGGAGGAGGGGGAGGAGGAGGAGGAGGAGGCGGCAGAAUGACCACCUUCAAAUCAGGGUUAAAGGGCGCCAGUCAGGUCCAGUUCAGCCUCAAUUUGAUAAGGGCGGCGCAGAGAGAGCUUCAAUUCCUGUACUUCGUGAACAGACACCCGGCGCUGUACAGAGGACCCCUGGUGAAGAAGGCGAUUCAGAGGUACGAGAUGCUGUGGCUCCCUCUGGCCGCCAACUGCACGGAGAAGAUCCUGGCGCCGCCCUCAGACGUGCACUGGGUAUGGUACGUGCACAUGCUGGCGCCUGAACAUUACCUACGCGACUGCAAAAACGUGGUGGGCCAAAUUGUCGACCAUAAGCUGUUUAAACUCAAGGCGCUGAAGAAGGCACACAAGCGGACGAGGAAGUUAUGGCUUGAAAUGUAUCCAGACGAGCCUUUUGAUGUGAUUCUGGACGGGUCGCAGCCAGUCGAACUCAGCCCAUACACGUCCCUUAUUAGCUAUGACCUCGAGGCGGCCGUGGGGAGGCAGAGCAUGUUCUACUACCAGGUAUCGCUGCCGCACUGUCUCAUGAAGACCUACCUGAAGGAGGCCGUGGAGAGGUACAAGAAAUUUAUUUACCUGAAGGCAGUCAACCCCAGCGAGUUCUUGGUUCCCUGCUACGACAUGGACAUUGUGUGGCACGCCCAUAUGGUGCACCCCAAGAAGUACCAGAAGGACACACAGCGCAUCCUGGGCCGCAUCCUGAACCACGACGACUCUAUCAACGACAGGACACCGGGAUCCAAGCUCACCACCUCGGACGGGUCGACGCGGCGGCUGUGGGCCAAGACCUUCGGCGAGCACUUCUCCCGCAACGGCGCCAUGUUCAGAGGGGACCCGCCCUCCUGCGUGAUCGAACCCGUGCCUGCAGAACUCAAGAAGACUGCCAUGGGAUCUGCCUUCCAGCUCCACGUCAGGAAGGUGGCCAUCGGCGGGGCUCCACCUGGGACGCUUAAAAUCAAACUUAUACACCAGUUUCGGAACCUGGAGAAGCAGCGGCUUGGCAAAAUCACGAUCUUCAAGGAACACGGAUUCGACAUGUCUGAACACAACAUUGCUGACCUCGGCUUUGAGUUCACGCUUCCGGACAAGGUGGUGCGGGAUCAGUUUGUCCUAGAGAUGGUGAGUCAGCGGGACAGUUUCAAGUCACGGCUGGGCAGCGGCUCUCAGAAUUUCGAGUGUAACGGGCAUUUUGACUUCACCGAGCUGCUCAAACUGCGAGACGACACAGCGACCAUCAUCAAGACAUUUAUCGAGCGGGACAUCCGGGUGGAGCUCACAUUCGGCAUUCGCGUGGUGCAGGCUCAUCACUACACCACCAUGGCAGUGCUCACAGGCCCAUUCAGACCCACAGCCGUUGACCCAGCCACCGUGCGCUCCCUCUACGGCAUUGUGCCCAACCUCGUCUCUCCUGGUGACAACGCGGACAUCUACAAGGCUGAGAUGGCAACGCACAGGAUAGUGAACGAGACGUGGCCGCACCGCCCUCAGGUUCUGGAGGUGGAGGUGUACCAUUCCCGCACCCUCCUCCACUCCGCGGUGCACUUGUACGCGGAGAGCUCGAGUGGAAGGCACCUGGUCGCCGUCUCGCAUACCGUGGACAACAAUACAGUGCCCACGCCGCAGGACCUCGCCUACUCCAACGAGGGUUCCCACAACUUCAGGACCAUCUCCCUCAACCCGCGGCGCGGCGAGCGAGGGAUGGUCAUCAAGACUCACGAGGGGGACUGGGCGCUGGUCACGGCGGAGUGGGCGGGGCUCUGCAACGGGGUACCCUCAGACGGGCGUGGAAGACCAGGCUCCCCUGGCCACCUGGCGCUGCACAUCCACAUGCUGCGACAGUUCCAGCACCGUUCCGUCAUUCUGCCCUACGAGAGGCGAGAGUACACCUUCUGUCUCGGCGGCGUCACGAUCGACAUGGAGAGAGGCGUGUUGGAGGUCGGAGUGGGCAACCCGUGCCUGGUGGAGAACAUCUCGCUGGCCCUGAGUGCUGCGGUGCUUCACGUGCUGUGCCAGCCUCGCCCAGACCGCCCCGUGGUGGGCCAGACCAACCGCAUCCCCGUGGAGAAGCUGAGCCUGCUGCACGCCCUCGGCUACUACGCAGACUGCACGCCUCACAACUCCUUCCUCAGGUCUUGCAUCGGCGACGGCUGCGGCGGCUGCGGCUCGUGCGGGGGCUGCGGCGGCUGCGGGGGCUGCGGUGGGUGUGGUGGGUGUGGCGGCUGCGGCGGCUGCGGCGGCUGUGGCGGUUAAGGCUUCCUGAACUUAGGGAUUCAUGUUGGUCUGUUUCCUUUAGUCUGGCCUGAGCAUUUCUUCCCCGUUUUCUGUUCCCCGCGUGAGGAAUCGAGGGGAGACCCUAGCGUUCAGGGCUGGAUCUGCUAACGGGGACUUGGUGGUGGCUGUGGUGAUGCUGGCUCUUCCAUCCCCCUUUCCUCCACCCCACCAUACCUCCACCCCUCCCUCCACACCCGAACCUUCGUCAGCAGGGCAGGAGCAGACGCCCAGGCCACAGCAUCACCACGCCCGAGAUUGAGUUAGUCUGCUCACGAGUUCUGCCCGGCGCGGCAACUUUUCCUGUCCACACACAAAUGAAUUCAAAAGAUACACCAUAGAACUAUUUUGCAGGCGAGGCAGUUUGUACGGACACCCACCACUAGAGUUGCUCAUGAUACGUAUCACAGUAGGAGAUUCCCGUGUAGGUCAGUCAGUAACUCCUAUAGUCUGAUGGUAGCCUGUUUUGUAGUGUCAUACCGACUAGCAGUUUGUAUCAGACGUAAGACAAAGGCGCUAUCCAAGUAUCUGAUAACUACAGAAAACUCACCUACACUUCGUUUUCUAUACCCCCGGUUUUCAUUGUCUUAUAAUUCUUUUCUCUUUUUUUUUUCUUUUUUCUUUUUUUUUUUCCCACACUUUCCUCUCCCCCUCCCCAUCCAUCCAUCCAUUCAUCCAUCCAACCAUCCCAACCUCCACUCAAGCGAAUUUUAACACUUCCCCUGCUAAACUGGACUCCACUACCUCCACCUCCGCUACCUCUCCCGACCGCCUACCUCCUCUCCCACUCCGCCCCUCCACCAUCCCCUCCUCCUAUUGCUAAGACUCCUCGCUGUUCUUAAAUCUUAGUAUUUAUUUGUUUGUGUUUCUUUCAGCUCAGUUUU
Scylla paramamosain (green mud crab) is the source of this 3465-nucleotide messenger RNA. RefSeq lists its product as uncharacterized. The coding region runs from base 95 to 2563 and encodes 822 amino acids. The transcript is spliced from 14 exons. The record is from RefSeq and is a predicted model, not a curated record. NCBI's taxonomy places the organism in Eukaryota, Metazoa, Arthropoda, Malacostraca, Decapoda, Portunidae.